UUGGAGUAGUGGGCGUCGGCUGCGCCGUGCGCGGCACACUUAUAAUCUCAGUUUUUUUUUUAUUUACAACGUGAUGGCUAGCUUUACUUCAAUCGUUUGACAAUAAUAACUGAGUAAAAAGGCAACAGGUUAUCACAAAAUAAUAAUUGAUACAAACAUAAUAGUUUUGUCAUGCUCUGGACAUUUUAGGGACUCAAAUAAGCCACAUUUUCAUGAAGAAGAUGACAGACGUUUGCUCGGAACCUGCUAGAGCCAUUAAAGCCAUUGACAAGCACUCAGUGCAUCAAAUCUGCUCAGGACAGGUGGUGCUGACUUUGGCCACCGCAGUUAAAGAACUGGUAGAAAACAGCAUUGAUGCUGGAGCUACCAACGUUGAUGUCAAGCUGAAGGAGCAUGGAAUAGAACUAGUGGAAGUGUCCGAUAAUGGAAAAGGAGUAGAGGAAGCUAAUUUUGAAGCAUUAACGUUAAAACAUCACACUUCAAAAUUGAGAGACUUUUCUGAUCUUAUCCACGUGGACACAUUUGGCUUCAGAGGUGAAGCCCUCAGCUCAUUAUGUGCUCUGAGUGAGCUUAGUGUGGUGACAUGCCAUGAGUCCAGCCCUGUCGGGACCAAACUGGUGUUUGACCACAAAGGUCACUUGGUUCAGCGACUGCCUCAUCCCCGGCAGCAAGGCACCACAGUCAGCCUGCAGCAACUCUUCCUAACUCUGCCUGUUCGACACAAGGAGUUCCAGCGCAAUAUUAAGAGGGAGUUUACCAAAAUGGUGAACGUGUUGCAGUCCUACUGCAUCAUCUCCACAGGAGUGCGCAUUACCUGCUCCAACCAAAGUGGACAAGGGAAGCGCAACACAGUCGUUAGCACAAGCGGCAGUCAAAAUAUGAGAGACAACAUAGGAGCAAUAUUUGGGACCAAACAGCUUCAGAACCUUCUACAUUUUCACCAAGUGUCCCCAACUGAAAAUGUCGUGGAAGAAUAUGGACUUAAGAGUGCAGAACUCCCUGAAAAGCUCUUUAGCAUUACAGGGCUUGUGUCACAAGCCGACCAUGGUGUUGGAAGAAGUGCCACAGACAGACAAUACUUUUUCGUAAACAGGCGACCCUGUGACCCACAUAAGGUGAAUAAACUUGUCAAUGAGGUUUAUCACAUGUACAACAGGCAUCAGUAUCCAUUUGUCGCCCUGAAUAUAGAGGUUGCUUCAGAGUGUGUGGAUGUGAACGUAACGCCAGACAAGCGGCAGAUCUUCCUUCAGGAGGAGAAACUCUUGUUGGCUAUCCUUAAGUCUUCUCUAAUUAGCAUGUUUGAAACUGGUGUGAAUAAACUCAGCCUGAACAGUGGUCUCAUACCCAGCAACAUGACUGCAUCCAAAAUGCAUAUAUCUCCAUCUGAUGAAAACAUGCCAGAACCUGAAGAAAACCAGACACCAGUGAUGCAGAGCACAAAGGCAUUCCUAAAUCUGGCUGGUUUGAAGGCUGCUUUUUCAAGUAACAGUUCAAAUGUUUCGAUGAAAUCCAGCAACAGUGGCCCAAAGCAGAAAACCCUUCAGUCUUUUUUCAACGACACUGUAAAAUCCCCGACCUGCAAUCUAAGUAUAAAAUCUCCUUCAGAGCCCACACGGGACUUAAACACACCUUACUCCUCGGUGAGGAGAUCAGUUGUAGAUGGGUUCAGGUAUGGCAAGGUUUCUUCUUGCAGUGAUAGUGACUCUAAAAACAUGGUUCUGUCUAGCUGUGACAUCAGUCCUUCAUUAUGUGAUCAGAAGAAUGACAUGGAAACACUUACAAUCGAAAAUGAAGCCUCAAUGACGAAAAGCCAUCAGGUUCUCCAGGAGAUGGAACUACAGAGUGAUUCUACCACUUACAGUGAGCACUUACCUGUUAGUCCAGAUCUUAAGAGGGCUAGGAUAGAGAGUUCAGGUUCCCCCUCAGAGAAAAAGUCUGUGUCCAUGGACGUUCCAGUCUGCUUACAAAGAAGGACGGUGCCUCACUACUUCUCCUUGCAAGAACUAGCACAGAAGAUAAGGAGGUUGCAGGACCAAAAGCAAAAAGCCUGCGAGGAGCUUUGCUACCGACGCUUCCGGGCCAAAAUCAACCCAGGAGAAAACCAAAGUGCAGAGGAAGAGCUAAAAAAGGCAAUCAGCAAAGACAUGUUCAAAGACAUGGAGAUUGUUGGACAGUUUAAUUUGGGCUUUAUCAUCACCAAGCUCAACUCGGACAUCUUCAUGAUCGACCAGCAUGCCACCGAUGAGAAAUACAACUUUGAGAUGCUGGAGCAACAUACUGUGCUCCAAGGACAAAAACUCAUAGCCCCUCAGAAACUUCAGCUUACUGCUGUCAAUGAGUGUAUACUCAUGGAAAACAUUGAUAUUUUCAAAAAAAAUGGCUUUGAAUUUCUGAUUGAUGAAGAUGCUCAGGUGAUGGAAAGGGUCAAGUUGGUAUCUCUGCCCACAAGCAAGAAUUGGACAUUUGGCCCAGCAGACAUUGAGGAGUUGAUCUUCAUGUUGAGUGACAGCCCAGGGGUCAUGUGUCGACCAUCGCGUGUCAGGCAGAUGUUCGCCUCCAGGGCUUGUCGGAAAUCUGUGAUGAUCGGCACAGCACUGAGUACCAGCGAGAUGAAGAAACUUGUGCUUCACAUGAGUGAGAUUGAGCAGCCGUGGAACUGUCCUCACGGCAGACCCACUAUGAGACACCUGGUCAACUUGGACAUCAUCUCACAAGAAUGAUAGUCAAGAACUUUACUUUCUUAAAUCCACUCAUGCACGGAUUAAUCCAAAGCUGAGGAUGGAUCUUGUAUAGAUUUAGUUCAGAUCAUAUUUGUGACUGCAGAAUGUUGUUUUAUUAUUCUUUUUAUAUGUGGUUAACA
Molecule: messenger RNA, 2860 nt
Organism: Nerophis ophidion (straightnose pipefish)
Lineage: Eukaryota; Metazoa; Chordata; Actinopteri; Syngnathiformes; Syngnathidae
Gene: pms2
Product: PMS1 homolog 2, mismatch repair system component
Exons: 15
Coding region: 213-2720 (835 amino acids)
Biological process (GO): mismatch repair
Cellular component (GO): MutLalpha complex
Molecular function (GO): ATP-dependent DNA damage sensor activity; ATP binding; mismatched DNA binding
Source: RefSeq, a predicted model, not a curated record